AUGACAGCUACGUCAACUACCCCAGAAGCAGAACAUCACGUGGAAAAAAGAUCCGCAAAAACCGGUCAUGGCCACAGAGUCUCAGAUAAACAUCAAAUACAAAUAAGAGACAAACGAUCGACUGACGAAGAUUCUGAGGAUACGGACGAAGAGCUGACUAGGCGUCGGCGCUCAACAGAAAGUGACGAGGAAGAAGAGGAUAAGUCUCUUCUUGAACAUGGUGAAUAUCAUGGUCAUGCCGAAAGGAAACGUCGUAGCACUAGCGGCAGCGAAGAAGACCCACACAAUCUACUCAAGAGACAUAUUGGCCACCAUAUCCUUGCACACGGUGUGUAA
Molecule: messenger RNA, 336 nt
Organism: Cylicostephanus goldi
Lineage: Eukaryota; Metazoa; Nematoda; Chromadorea; Rhabditida; Strongylidae
Source: the annotation of a GenBank genome assembly